This is a messenger RNA of Moneuplotes crassus, 846 nucleotides long. Lineage: Eukaryota; Ciliophora; Spirotrichea; Euplotida; Euplotidae. The record is from the annotation of a GenBank genome assembly.
UUAAUAAUAAAUGAACUCUCAUACAAAAAUGUCAAUUUGCUUCUUACUAAAACUGCUGGGCUAUAUCUGUGCUUACUUAUUUCUCAUGAACUUUCUUAAAGAAAUAGGCUUUCUGAGUGGCUUUAAGCAGUAUUUUACCGAAAACAUUGAAGACUGUGCUAAGAAGGGAACUUGUGUAUUUGAGACAGCCAAGUUUUCCAUCUUUUGAAUUUUAUGGGGGAUGACCGUAGCGCCAACUCCUGAAGUUGAUGAGGUGUGGGAGAGGGUAUUUUAUGAGCUGAAUGGAGACAAAGGCUUUGUGGUCAUGUUUUUAGUGAGGUUUGCAUCAGAUAUUAUGCUUUAUUAUGUUAUCAAUUUAGUUGUAUUUCAUGGCGGAAAGAAAGCUGAGUUUAUAAAGACAUCUCAUAUCUUUUUGUUUUUGAAUUGUCUCCUUGCAAACUCUUAUGGUUAUUCUUUCUUGUUCUGUUUGACUUUAAUUCCUAGACCAGUGAAGAUGAUAUUCUUUGGAAUUUUAGAGAAUACUCAGAUGUUCUAUUAUCCUCUUGCCUUAGUAUUGAGCUCAAUUGACAUACUCCUUCACUACUGUCAAACCCACCUUAAGCUAAACUCCUCAAAAAUCCAAGAAGGCAUCACCGACACCAGUGAAAUCUACACGAUCACUCUCAUGAUCAUUGGUAUGAUAUCCUUGAUCUCCAGUGUAAUCUUCAUAAUCCAAGCUGCCAGGAAAUACACUGAUGAAGAAUACCACAAGUACAAAGGGAAUAGGAUAAGUUCGGAUGUCAGCAAUCAAUUCCAUCCCUCUGCUUAUUAGAAAAUCUACAGGGGAGAUUUCAGUAGAAAUAGGUC